AUGAAGGAACCAGGGAGUUUCCAAAUCCACUACAUCAUAGCAGAUAUCACUAUUAAAAAGGCUUUAUGUGACUUAGGGGCUAGCAUCAAUCUCAUGUCCUUGAACAUGAUGAGAAGGAUGAGAAUUGAGGAAGCCAAACCAAUAAGAAUGGCACUCCAACUAGCUGACAAGACAUUCAAGUUUCCACAUGGAGUGGUGGAAGAUUUCUUGGUGAAGGUGGGAGAAUUCAUCUUUCCAGCUGACUUUGUUGUGCUGGAUAUGGAAGAAGAGGCAAACACUUCAAUUAUCCUAGGAAGGCCAUUCCUAGCUACUGCUGGAGCCAUCAUUGAUGUGCAAAAAGGAGAACUAGUCUUAAGAUUACAUGAGGAAAAUAUGAUCUUCAAUGUCUUCAAAGUAAUGAGUUAUCCCAAGGAAGCAAUAGGAGAAUGCAUGAUGGUGGACAUCAUAGAAGAAAUAGUCUAA
This is a messenger RNA of Arachis stenosperma, 462 nucleotides long. RefSeq lists its product as uncharacterized. Bases 1 to 462 code for a protein of 153 amino acids. The record is from RefSeq and is a predicted model, not a curated record. Lineage: Eukaryota; Viridiplantae; Streptophyta; Magnoliopsida; Fabales; Fabaceae. The transcript has a single exon.